AUGAAUGAAUUUGGAAUUUCAAUUGAAUCAGAAUGUUAUGAUAAUAUACCAAAUGCUAAAGAUGUUGUUAAAGGAUUAAUUAUUGAAUCUGAAUGUUAUAUUCAUGAGUCAUUAAAAGAUGAAGAAACAUAUACAUUUACUACAAGAAGAUGUGGUUCAUGUUUAGGGUUAAGUGGACCAUCAAUGAAACCACAUCAAUGUAUGAUUUCUGGUUUUUUUAAAAUAGACAAUGCUACAGAUGAUCCAUUUAUAAUAGAUUAUUUUAAAAGAACAGUUUUAGUAAAAGAAAAUAUGUUUGAACAAGUUACAGGACAAAUUGUUGAUGAAUUUACAUUUAUUACUGAAGUUUCUGUACAACAACAAUCAUGUAGAUUUAAUACAAUUCCACAAUUAAUUACUAAUGAAAGUAAAAAUGAAAGUGUAGCAAUACACAUCUUUGAUACUAAUAUUAUUUCUAAAUAUCUUAGAAUAAAUAAUACAUUAUAUAAAAUGAAUGAUGGACAUUAUGAAAUUCCUUAUUCUUAUAUUGGAAAAGAUUUAUACAUUGAUGUCAUUCUUAUUAGUAAUGUUGUUAUUCCAUUUAAUAUUCAUUCAUUAAAAUUAAAUACUUUAUAUUCUUCUUCAUUAAUUAUUCCUUUAGAAUAUACUAAAAAUCAAUGUUUUUAUUCACCUAAUACAGUUAUUCUUGAUACAACUAUUGAUAGUGGUGUUAAAUUUGACUGGAAUGCUUUAUCUUUUAAUUCAUCAGAAACUUUAAUAUUUGUUGAUGAAAAUGAAAAUGGAUGGAAUGUAAUAAGUACUGAUCAAAAUACAAUUGUAAUAAUAUAUUAUGAUACUCCUCAUUUAUUUGGAGAAAUGUAUAGUGAAUUUAAUAUUACAUUAACAUUUGAAAAUAAUAAUAUUAUUACAUUAAAUGAUGUUUCAUUUGUUCUUAUAAAUGAUUUCUUAAACAAUAACUUAACAACAUUUAAUUCAUCAAUUUCUAAUUUAUGUAGUAAAUUAAAUAGUAAAACAUAUUAUUCAUCAAAUCAAUUAAGUAUAAGAACAUAUAUUCCAAUAAAUAAAUGUACAGGUUAUUUUAAUGGAAUUAUUUUAAAUUUUACAACAAUUAAUACUGAAUCAUUUCUUAUUACUUCUUCUUAUUUAAUAGAACGUGAAUUAUAUUCUACUGCAAAAUAUUGUGAUAUAAAUGCAUUUAGUUGUAAUAAAACACAAUGUUCAGGAACAAAUUCUACAAUAAUAGGAGUUAAUAAUAUUCAUUGGAUUGCUGGGUGUGAACCAGUUUGUGAUAGUUGUGCUAUUGGGUAUAGUUGUAAUACUGAUGGUAUUUGUGUUGUUACACCAAAUCAUAAUACAAGAAGUAAAGGAGUAUCAAUAAAGAUUAUUAUCACGUUGCUAGUCAUUUUAAUUAUACUUCUUUAA
Molecule: messenger RNA, 1422 nt
Organism: Entamoeba nuttalli P19
Lineage: Eukaryota; Evosea; Mastigamoebida; Endamoebidae
Exons: 1
Coding region: 1-1422 (473 amino acids)
Source: RefSeq, a predicted model, not a curated record